AUGGAGCCAGACACCUACGCCGCCCGCACGCUCGCGGAGCUCCCAACCCAUCCUAGCGCCUACCGUCGAGACGCCUACCAACGCACCUGCCUCAACAUGAUCAGCACUGGCAUUCACAAAUGGGGCUUCGUCGUGUACCGCUGCACAUACGAUGACGACGAGCUCUGGAACCGCUACCUUGCCCAGCUUAAGAGUUUCUGUUCCGCCAAUCUCCUCGAAAAACGACGGGCCGAGCUGCUGGAGCAAUACCUGGACUGGGUUGUUAUUGACGACCGCGCCACCCUCGACAACGCCUCCCAGCCUGAAGUUAGGAAACACUUUAAUCAAUGGGUAUCGGAACAGAAUGUCCCUACGCUUCCUGUCACGGCCAUAACAAACCGGUCCCCCAUCCAGCUGCCCCGCUUCCAGUACUGUCUCUACGUCGACAAGCAGUGCCUUGACACCGUCAUCCAGUUCCAAGAGGCAAACGACGGCACAGCCUUGUUUAUAGAUCUCUUACCACCAAUGGUUUUCGCCAUCGUCGACCGAACCUGGACACUGGAGGGCACUGAAUCCGAUGAUGGUGAUGACCGUGACGAGGCUGAGAGCGAAGAAGACGAAGACGAGGAAGACGAGAUUGAGGACGGAGGCGGAUGCCCCCUCAUUGAUGGAAGCGAUCGAAGAUAUGUUGGAUGGGUUUACUGUAACGCUUUCUACGUAGGGGGGCUAUACGAAACGCUUCACCAGCGGGGUUUACACGACGACGAGACCUUUCCACGCCCACCUGCUAUUUAUCCUUGCGGUGAUAGGUCGAUGCCUAGUUGA
Molecule: messenger RNA, 804 nt
Organism: Colletotrichum higginsianum IMI 349063
Lineage: Eukaryota; Fungi; Ascomycota; Sordariomycetes; Glomerellales; Glomerellaceae
Exons: 1
Coding region: 1-804 (267 amino acids)
Source: RefSeq, a predicted model, not a curated record